CUCUGUGGAGACCCUUAACACCACCAGCAUCACCACCAGCUUGGUACUCUGGGGUUGUAGUGAGACAUCAUACACUGAAAUACAUACAACAAGCUUCACAUACAGGGAAGAAAGAGUUAAAGUAUAUAUAUAGUGAAGGACAGCAGUACAUAAUGGGCAAGUUAAAAGUGGCAAUGUUACGUUAUCUAGCUAGUGAGGACUUCCGUGUGCUGACAGCAAUUGAAAUGGGAAUGAAAAACCACGAACUUGUUCCUGGUCCGCUUGUAGCUCAGAUAGCCAAUGUACGAUCAGGUGGAGUUCAUAAAAUACUACAAGAGCUCUGUAAGCAUCGACUAUGUUCAUAUGAACGUGGAAAGCACUAUGAUGGGUACCGGCUGACCAACAUGGGUUAUGACUACCUGGCACUUAAGGUUCUUUCUUCCCGUGAUAUUAUUGGUGCUGUUGGAAGUCAAAUUGGCGUGGGCAAGGAAUCAGACAUUUAUGUGGUGACAGACACUCUAGGAAAUCCAUUAUGUAUGAAACUUCAUAGACUUGGCCGGACAUCUUUUAGGAAGCUAAGAGAGAAGCGAGAUUAUCAUCAGAACAGAAACCGGAUGUCUUGGUUGUAUUUGUCCAGAUUAUCAGCCACAAAGGAAUUUGCUUACAUGAAAGCCCUUCAUGAGAGGGGCUUUCCUGUACCUCGGCCAGUUGACUGCUCUAGACACUGUGUCAUAAUGGAACUUGUUAAUGGUCAUCCUUUGUGCAACAUUCAUGAAGUUAAAGAUGUCCCUGAGCUGUUCAGUGACCUAAUGAACUUGAUUAUCAAGUUAGCUAAUCAUGGAGUUAUACAUAGUGACUUCAAUGAAUUUAACUUGAUGCUUGAUGAUUAUGAUCAGCCAGUGGUCAUUGACUUUCCUCAGAUGGUUUCAACAGCACACAAGAAUGCCAAAAUGUAUUUUGACAGAGAUGUCAGGUGUGUGCAAGAAUUUUUCAAGCGGAGGUUUGGAUAUGAGAGUGAACUCUGUCCAGAUUUUGAGAGAGAUGUUGAGAGGGAGUACAAUCUUGAUAAAGAAGUUGCUGCCAGUGGGUAUCAGAGAGAGAUUCAGGAAUUUAACGAAGAGCUCAAGGUAGGACAGGAUGUACAAGAAGGUGAAGAGAGCGAUAGUAGUACACCUAGUGAAGAUGAUGAUGACGAGGAAGAGGAAACUGAGGAUGCUGAAGAAGAUAUUGCUGAAAUGAAACUCCAGACUGAAGCUUUGUGUAAAGAUCUGAAAGAAGAAACCAGCAUUCAAAAUCUUUGUGAAGAUUUACAAGACCAAGCCUUAGACAUAGUUACUGAAGAUAACAAAGAGGUGGCUGAUAAAGUUCUUGGCAAAAAAAAUGAAGGGGAAAAUUUGAGAGAAAAUAAGACUAAUAAUUGUCGGAAAGAGAAAGGCAAGCAUCUGAAUCACGAAGCAAGAUUGGCUCUCAUAAAACAGCUUGCUAAGGCCCGUGAACUAAGGCAAAAAGCUGAGGAAAAUGGUGAGGAACCACCAUUGUUGGAGGACGUCAUUGAUGAUUCAUUUAGUGAUUUAUGUAGCAUCAGAAGUUUUUCUACAGUUGCAAGCUCUAUAUCUCCCCAAGAUGUUAAGCAUCGUACACAGAAAGAUCUUAUAAGGAGAGAGAAAAAGCAAGUAUCUAAGAAAAACUUGAGGGUAAAAGGAGAAGCCAAUGCAUUUAGGCGAAUCAAAAAACAAAAUGAAGCUGUAAUUAAAGAAUCAUCUGGUUGGGAUGAUUAUUGAGAUUUCAUUAAAAAUAAAAUUCUCAAAUUUGUGAA
Molecule: messenger RNA, 1795 nt
Organism: Cherax quadricarinatus
Lineage: Eukaryota; Metazoa; Arthropoda; Malacostraca; Decapoda; Parastacidae
Gene: RIOK2
Product: RIO kinase 2
Biological process (GO): maturation of SSU-rRNA; protein phosphorylation
Cellular component (GO): nucleus; cytosol; preribosome, small subunit precursor
Molecular function (GO): ATP binding; protein serine/threonine kinase activity
Source: RefSeq, a predicted model, not a curated record